AUGGGUACUCUCAAUGAGAAGACAGGCGAUACCAUCGAUGUCGUCGCGCCAGCUGAUGUCAACCCUCAACGUGAGAGCUUCGAUGAGAAGAUUUCUGUUGAUGAAGUGGCAAAACAACUGAAUGCUACACCCGAAGAGGUCCUCGAAGCAAGAGAACACUCCCGCAGCCUCUCCCUCCAAGAAACCCGUGAAGCCGCCGAAAGACUCGUCUCCCAACACAACCUCGACCCAAACUUCCCCGCCGGCGCCCUCGAACGCCUCAAAGCCUUCCUCGCCAACGACGAUAUCCUGACCAACCCAGACUCCCACGCCCGCGAAAUCUCCGAAGCCAAGGUCGAGGUCUCGCUGCUCACCAUCAAUAGUCCCUACGCUGAGGUCCGCGCCGUCGUCGACCCACACGAUGACCCCAGCCUGCCCGUCUCCACGAUCCGCGCCUGGGUCAUCGGGCUCGCGUUCGUGGUGUUCAUCGCCUUCAUCAACCAGCUCUUUAGCGUACGUCAGCCGUCGAUCACGCUGAGGGCCGAGGUCGUGCAGCUGUUGGCGUAUCCGGUCGGCAAGGCCGCGGAGAGGUUCCUGCCUGAUGUUGGGUUCACGUUGUUUGGUGUUCGGCAUAGCUUGAACCCGGGUUCUUUUAAUAAGAAGGAGCACAUGUUGAUUUCGAUUAUGGCGAGCGUUGGCAAGACGCUGCCUAGUUCGAGAUAUAUCAUCUUCACCCAAUGGAUGGAUCGCUACUUUGGGCAAAAGUACGCCAAGUCAUUCAGCUACCAAAUCCUUCUGGCUCUCUCCACGAACUUGAUGGGUUUCGGUUUGGCUGGUCUGUGCAGGCGUUUCUUGGUGUACCCAGCCUUUUGUCUAUGGCCGGCAUCAUUGGUCACCAUUGCUCUGAAUAGCUCGCUUCAUAACGAGACAAACCACCCGGUCGCCGGCCCCUUCAAGAAGAUCUACAGCAUAUCCCGCUACCGCUUCUUCUUGGCUGCCUUCGCCUGCAUGUUCGUCUGGUUCUGGUUCCCAGACUACAUCUUCGGCGCCCUCUCACUCUUCAACUGGGUCGCGUGGAUUGCGCCCGAUAACUUCACCCUCACCGCCAUCACCGGUGUUCGCAAAGGUCUCGGUUUCAACCCUCUGCCGACCUUCGACUGGAACGUCGCAACCCACGUCGUCCAGCCCCUUGUCGUCCCCUUCCGCGUCACGUUCAACACAUUCAUCGGCGUCUUCAUCGGCGGCAUCACGAUCAUCGGGCUGUACUGGACGAAUGCGUACAACACAGCCUACCUCCCGAUCAACUCGAACCUCAUGUAUAACCACUUCGGUGGCUCUUACAACGUUUCCAAGAUCCUUGAUAGCCGGGGGUGGUUGGAUGAGGCCAAGUACCAAGCCUACUCCCCCGUCUACCUGGCCGCCAGCAGCAUCACUAUGUAUUAUUAUUUCUUCGCCGUCUACGCCGCGACAAUCUCCUAUGCGAUCCUCUUUCAUCGCCACGACAUUGCGCUGGGCUUCAAGAGUCUGCUCCGGAGCUUCAAGAAGGAGGCGUCGCAGGACUUCAAGGAUGUCCACACCAGGAUGAUGUCGAACUAUCCCGAAGUUCCCGAGUGGUAUUACCUCAUCCUCAACCUGCUCGCAAUUGCAUUCGGUGUCGCGGCCGUUGCUGCUUGGCCUACUGAGACCAGCGUCGGCGUCGUCUUCUUCGGCAUCGCGCUCGCCCUUGUCUUCGUCAUCCCCACUGGUAUCAUCUUCGCCACGACCGGAAUGGAGGUUGAGUUCAAUGUGCUGGCCGAGUUCAUCGGCGGUGCAUGGGAACCCGGCAAUGCUCUCGCCAUGAACUUCUUCAAGUGCUUCGGCUACGUCACAACCGCCCACGCCCUCGACUUCGCCAAUGACCUGAAGCUAGCCCACUACCUCAAGAUCCCCCAGCGCCACACCUUCGCCGCCCAAGUCGUCGCCGUCUUCGUCUCCGCCUUCGUCUGCACGGGCGUCAUGAACUUUCAGAUUGAAAAUAUCCCCGACCUCUGUUCGACCAAUCAGAAAGACCGCUUCUCCUGCCCCGGCGUCAACACCUACUUCACCGCCGCAGUCCUCUUCGGCAGCCUGGGCGCCCGCAAGGUCUUCGGCUCCGGCGGCAUCUACACCGCUCUCCUCUCCGCCUUCCCCGUCGGCUUCGCCAUCCCGAUCCUCUUUUACGUCUUCCAGAGGCGCUUCCCGCGCACGCACUGGGUCGCCAAGAUCCACCCCGUCAUGAUCCUCAGCGGCGGCAUCAGCUGGUCUCCCUACAACAUCGCGUACAUGUGGCCCGCCGUCAUACCCGGCUGGCUGAGCAUGGUCUACCUCCGCCAGCGCUACCUCGCCUUCUGGUCAAAGUACAACUACGUCCUGUCAGCCGCCCUUUCGACUGCGAUCGCAAUCGCUGCGGUGGUCAUCUUCUUUGCGGUGAGCUAUCACGGGUUCGAGGUCAACUGGUGGGGCAACGACUCGGAGAAGGGCUGCGAGGCGACGGCUUGCACGAGGCUCAAGCUGCCCAAGGGGAAGUACUUUGGCCCUCGCAUCGGGACGUAUGCCGGAUAG
Colletotrichum chrysophilum is the source of this 2559-nucleotide messenger RNA. RefSeq lists its product as uncharacterized. The coding region runs from base 1 to 2559 and encodes 852 amino acids. The record is from RefSeq and is a predicted model, not a curated record. Gene Ontology annotation, molecular function: oligopeptide transmembrane transporter activity. Gene Ontology annotation, biological process: transmembrane transport. Lineage: Eukaryota; Fungi; Ascomycota; Sordariomycetes; Glomerellales; Glomerellaceae. The transcript has 12 exons.